AUGCCACCCACAAACAGUCUCUGGCACGCGCAGCAGCGAGCAAGCAAAGAAAGCAACGAAAACACCAAAAAGCAAUAUAUCUGCCCCGCAGAAACAACGCCGCACCGCGCCACAAUCCUCGGCUUCCCCUCACGCUGCUCCACGCUCCCGGGCCUGUACAAGCGCACCUGCAACGAGAUCGUCGACCUAGCCGGGACGAUCGCAGUCUUCGAGCCCGUGCGCCUGCAUGUGCGGCCCGAAGACCAGGCGCGCGCGCAGACGCUCGUCAACCAGCGGCUGCAGGCGUCGUCAGACGCUGAUAAGAACAGACAGCAGGGGCGCAUCUCGCUCGUGCCGUGCGCCACGAACCACUGCUGGGUGCGCGACACGGGCCCCGUGUACGUGCGCGGAGCCGAUGACCAGCAGCGGUAUGCAGUCGACUUUGGAUUCUGCGAGUGGGGGAAUAAGACGGACGAGUGGAUCUAUGGUGGCAGCGCGGAGACGAAGACAAAGACAGCAUCAAAGACAGAGAGUGAAACGCCUGACGACUGGCCCGAGAUGGACGAGUCAUCCCGGCGCGAGAACGCAGUCUUUGCAUCGCGCGCACUAGAACUCGAGAACGCCGCCGACCCCACGAACCCUGUGACACGGGUACAAGCCGCGAUCCGGCUCGAGGGCGGUGGCCUCGAGUUCGACGGCGAAGGCACGUUCAUGGCAACCGAGAGCAGCAUCGUCGAAGCGGGGCGGAAUGGCGGCCUCUCGCGCGCAAACUGCGAAGCCGAGCUGCGCCGGCUGCUGGGCAUCGAGAAAUUCAUCUGGUUCCCCGGCCGUCUGGGGCUGGAUAUCACAGACUGCCACGUCGACGCCGAGGCACGGUUCGUGCGGCCGGGCGUGGUGGUGCUAAACCGGCCGCGUGGGUCUGCCUCUUCUGAGUCUGCUGAUCCCGUUUACUGGGAGAUGUAUAACGAAAUGCGCUCGAUCCUAGAGUCCUCGACCGAUGCGCGCGGCCGCCGCUUCGAGAUCCACGAUGUUGAAGAACCCGAUCUGGCGCUGGUGAAGGGGACGCUGGCGCACGAGGAGGAGGCGCCUGCGGCGUCGUAUGUGAACUUUUAUUUUGUGAAUGGCGGGCUGGUCAUCCCUGCGUUUGGGGAUCCCGUUGCGGACCGGAAUGCGCUCGAGGUGUUGCAGAAGCUUCUUCCUGAUAGGGAGAUCCGGCAGGUUGCUGUGAACGCGCUGCCGAGGACUGGGGGCGUGCUGCAUUGUGUUACGCAGCAGGUGCUAUAA
Molecule: messenger RNA, 1263 nt
Organism: Penicillium alfredii
Lineage: Eukaryota; Fungi; Ascomycota; Eurotiomycetes; Eurotiales; Aspergillaceae
Product: agmatine deiminase family protein
Exons: 1
Coding region: 1-1263 (420 amino acids)
Biological process (GO): putrescine biosynthetic process
Molecular function (GO): protein-arginine deiminase activity; agmatine deiminase activity
Source: RefSeq, a predicted model, not a curated record